AGUUCGCCUGCUUUUUCUCCUGUGGGUUUUUACCUUUGCGGUCUUCAUCGAAUUCGCCAAGAAAAAAAAACAUAUAACAUCCUUCCUUGUCCUGCUCCAGUUCCGUUCGUAUUAUUUUUAUUAUUGUUGUUAUCUGUCGUGCUUGCGUUGCCCUGUCGUGCGUGGUGAAGCCGCCCUUUUCCUUUUCUCUCAUUCGUUUUCUCACCGGCGUAUUCCUUUUUCCCCAAUUACACCGCUAUUCACUCAGAUCAUGGCGUACCCUUACGGUGCUCCCAACCCCAACGUGCCGAACGCGGGUGGCUACCCCGGCGCUGGCGGCUACGCAGUCGUUGGCACCGUCAUGAACGCCAGCGUCGCCACGAGCGCCUAUGGAGCACCGCAUGGCGAUUCGCCGCUGCCGUACAACGCGCAGUACUCCUACGGGCAGCCGCAGGCCAUGCCGCAGGCCAACGGCGUCUACGCGCCGGUGACGGACAUGAUGAACAACAACCCCGAGCUGCUGCAGUGGUUCCGUGCGGUGGACCUGGACGGGAACGGGUCCAUCAGCGUCCCCGAGCUGAACGCGUCCCUCUCGUCGGCCGGGGUGCCGUUUAGCCUGGCGACCACCGAGAAGCUGCUGCAGAUGUAUGACAAGGACAAGAACGGCGAGAUCACGUUUAACGAGUACCAGGACCUGCACCAGUUUAUCAUGAGCAUGAAGAACGGCUUCCGCCAGCGUGACACGACCGGCGAUGGUCGACUGGACGGCAACGAGGUGCGUGCGGCCCUCACCGCCAGCGGCUAUCAACUGUCCGAGCAGACCUUCCAGGCCCUCAUGCGCAAGUUUGACCGUCAGCGCCGCGGCAGCCUCGGCUUCGACGACUACGUGGAACUGUCCAUCUUCAUCUCCAAGGUGCGCAACGUCUUCGCCUUCUACGACCGCCAGCGUACCGGCCAGGUGACGUUCAACUUCGACACCUACGUUGCGGGCAGUGUUUCCAUUCUGUAA
Messenger RNA from Leptomonas pyrrhocoris, 988 nucleotides. RefSeq names its product programmed cell death 6 protein-like protein. Gene Ontology annotation, molecular function: calcium ion binding. The transcript has a single exon. The coding region runs from base 251 to 988 and encodes 245 amino acids. The record is from RefSeq and is a predicted model, not a curated record. NCBI's taxonomy places the organism in Eukaryota, Euglenozoa, Kinetoplastea, Trypanosomatida, Trypanosomatidae.